This is a messenger RNA of Diaporthe amygdali, 225 nucleotides long. RefSeq lists its product as uncharacterized. The record is from RefSeq and is a predicted model, not a curated record. NCBI's taxonomy places the organism in Eukaryota, Fungi, Ascomycota, Sordariomycetes, Diaporthales, Diaporthaceae. The coding region runs from base 1 to 225 and encodes 74 amino acids. The transcript has a single exon.
AUGUAUUUCACUCGUGCCCUCGUCUCCCUCGGCCUUUUCGCCACCGCCACGCUCGCUUGCACCUCAGGCGAGUGGGGAUGCGGCAACCAAAACGGAGUUCAAGGACCUGAUGGUGCCGUCUAUGUCUGCAACGCAUCCGGCAACUGGGUUCUUUCUGCUCAGUGCGGUGGAAAAGAUUGCUGCCAAAUCAGCGACGAUCACACCAACGCUCACUGCAUCUGCUAG